Drosophila arizonae is the source of this 1868-nucleotide messenger RNA. RefSeq names its product lateral muscles scarcer (gene lms). The record is from RefSeq and is a predicted model, not a curated record. Gene Ontology annotation, cellular component: nucleus. NCBI's taxonomy places the organism in Eukaryota, Metazoa, Arthropoda, Insecta, Diptera, Drosophilidae. Gene Ontology annotation, biological process: central nervous system development; regulation of transcription by RNA polymerase II; brain development. Gene Ontology annotation, molecular function: DNA-binding transcription factor activity, RNA polymerase II-specific; RNA polymerase II cis-regulatory region sequence-specific DNA binding.
CCACAAUUUUCUGUUCUGAGUUCUAUAAUACGCAGGAUAUGUUGCAUAUUCGAAAUUCAAAUUAGUUUUUCGUAGCAAGUCGUCGCGCACUGUUGUCUCUGCUUCCGAUCUAGACCGUGAUCAUCUCUGUAGAUCCGUAUCGCGCCGAUCUACGUCCAAGUGUCUACGAUGAAUGCUCAAUCUGUGGUGCGUCGCCAUCCGCACAGUUUUUCGAUCGAGCAAAUUCUGGCCAAGCCCGAAUCGCAUUUGCCCCGAAACUAUGCUGAUGAAGCAGCUAGCUAUCAAGUGAUCCAUGAGGCUCAAUCUCAUGCAAGUGGGCGUGGCAGUUGUGAUGAUUCGCGUGUCUCGAGUCCCGCCACAUCGAGCUGCCUGGAGGAUGGCCCGGACGACAACAAAAGUGAUAUCGAACUAGCGUCGGACGAUGGCAGUGCGCACGAUGAUCGCAAGAAGCGUCCACGCACUGCCUUCUCCGCUGCACAGAUCAAGGCGCUGGAAACGGAAUUCGAGCGGGGCAAAUAUUUGUCCGUGGCGAAGCGAACGGCGCUGGCCAAGCAGCUGCAGCUGACCGAGACGCAGAUUAAAAUUUGGUUUCAGAAUCGACGCACCAAGUGGAAGAGAAAAUACACCUCGGAUGUGGAAACUCUUGCAUCCCACUACUAUUCACAGCUGGGCAUGGGCGGCAUGGCACGCCCCAUGGUGGUGGGCGAUCGCCUCUGGCUGUUUAGCCAAACACCUGCCGGGCCCACGCCCAUACAGUCCAUCAUGCUGAAUGGCAGUGGAGCAGCCCCGCCCAUGCGCUCCUACGGACCACCAGCCAGUGCACCCGGUCUGACGCCGCUGCACGCCUCCAGCGUCAUGGAGAGUGCCCGGAAUGCCAUCUUGUCGCGUGGCCAACCGCUGAACUUUGCGCUGCCCUUCGGGCUGGCCAAGCCACAGGCGACGAGCGGAGCAGCUGCCACAGCAGCUGGCUACGUGCCACGCUGCAAGCCCUAUCCAAGCAGCUUCGUUGACUAUCAGCCGCACGGCCACAGCGAGUCCUAUCUGCAGCUGAAGUAUGCCACGCUGCCGCCGGAAACGGAACCGAGCGCCAGCAAUGGCCUGGCCGAACUGGAGCGUGUCUUCGGCGAUGCCAAUGCCAAUUUGCUGCUGCACAAGGGCCUGCCAGCUGCCAACAGCAGCAACAGCAGCAAUAGCAAUGGCAACGGCAACAGCAACAGCAACAGCAUCUCCUGCGGCUUUGGACACGAGGCACUGGCGCAGGCGCAACGUAGUCGAUGUGGCACGCAGUCCGAGUCCGAGUGCAGCGACAUUGACUGCGAGCAGCUGGACGAAGAUGAGGAUGCUGUGGAGUAGCCCAAUCAAUUUAUAUAUAUAAAUAUAAUGAAACUAGUUAUUAGUUAUUAUUACAGUUUUAUGUUUUAUAUGCAUCACACGCAAAAAAUAUGCUCAUAUAAAUACCUAAAGUCAUAUUGAUGUUAUGUGUUGUUGUUGUUGUUGUUGUCAUGUGUUGUCUGUAGGUUGGGGUCGCUAUCACUAUAUGACCGUGGCACACAAGGGGCUGAUGGCAAUCGAGUCUGUGUUGAUUCACUGGAGUCUCUGCGUGAGUGAGUGUGUUUGUGUGCCAGUCAUCAGAAAUGCUUAAGAGUUAACUUUAACUAUGGCUAUGCUAUGUUACAAGUGGGUUGGUUGUUUGUUGGCUGCUCUCUCUCUCUCUCUCUCUCUCUCUUUCUUCUCUUUCGUUCAUUCAAAUACAAAUUACAAUUAUAUAAAACAAAAUCACAUACAACUUAUGCUUAAUGUCGAGCUCGGUCUGGAGUUGGAGUUGAGUUUAGUGAACUUAACAACUAAAGGUCUAUUUGUACAGUAAA